Candidozyma duobushaemuli is the source of this 1698-nucleotide messenger RNA. RefSeq lists its product as uncharacterized. Bases 1 to 1698 code for a protein of 565 amino acids. Gene Ontology annotation, molecular function: protein binding. Lineage: Eukaryota; Fungi; Ascomycota; Pichiomycetes; Serinales; Metschnikowiaceae. The record is from RefSeq and is a predicted model, not a curated record. The transcript has a single exon.
AUGGAACGUCGUCGUUCCGUCUCCUCCAACUACAAGUGCUUCCAGAACUACUACAACGCUCUCAAGUAUCUCCAGCCGAAACCAACUUAUAUUUCGAACGUCCGUUCAUCGGUUAACCACUGGCAGCUCAGGGACUUGGUGCAGGUUGAUGCUUACACGGGGAGUAUCUAUCACACGCUAGACGACUCGAUCAGAGCGUUGCUGGUAUUCCCCUUGUAUGAAGAAACCCUCAAGUCCCACGACUACUUGAACCUACCGUACUUUCCCAGAUGCUUUAAUCACAGCGCGGGUGGUCACAUUGUCACAGGUGGCGUGGUUACCUCCCUGUCCAAGGUGUUCUCCAUGGACAUCCCAGACUUGACCAAAUCCAUUCCAGGCUCCUCCCACAGGCUGCCCAAGGGCUUAUUCUCCUUCUAUUCUCCAUACACCGAGGGAGAUCUCACGUUUAAGUUAGGUGAGAUGAUAAAUAAUGCCGUCACGGUUUACCCAGACUACCCGGGUGGAGACUCUCAUUUCACAUCCUACGUAUGCAACAACGACUCCAAUUUGUACGUGUUGGAUAUUGCAAACAGCAGAAUUAGCGCAGACCGGAAGUUAGUUUGCGAGAACAAUACUUCACUUAAUAAUGUCCACCAGCUGCCUGACGGAAGACUCCUAACAGCCACAGGAGACUCCAGCUCCAUCUUUUUACUCGAUCCAAAGUCGCCGAAGCCGCAAGUCGAGGUCAUCAGAACUGCGUACGACUCCGGUUUCGGUAUUUCGUACCAUAAUAAUGAAAACACAUUGGCAGUGGCAUUCCAGGAAGGUGCAUGCUUGCUCUUUGACCUAAGGAAAGCCACGGAAGAGCCGCUUUAUGAGGUCAAAUCCACAAGACCAGGCCAUCAAUCUGGCGCCUUCCGCUGCUGUAAGUUUUUACACACAGCGAUUCAAGAUUUGCUUGUCAUUUCAGAGCAUGUUGGAAGAGUUCAUUUAGUGGAUCUUCGUGACCUCGACCAGGACAACCAACAGGUGCUUGUAUUCCCCUUUGCAUUAGACCAGUAUGGUCGCCACAAACACGAGAGGUUCAGUGUGCGUGACAAGCUCAUGAACUCCCAAAGAAAGCACAGCUUCGCCAGUGCUGAUGAUGAUAUGAAUGAAAAGAAUGUGGAUAAGCACAAGAGAUUUGACAUUUUUGACGAGUCACAGUCCCACUUUUCUGCACCUUUGGUCUAUGACUACAACUAUCUCGCGGAAGAGAAUCCCAAGUUGUUUAAGGAUUACGUCUAUCAGCCACAGCCAAUGCCCGUCUGCAACGAGGAUGACGGCACCUUAGCACCUCCGGAGCUCAACCAUCCACAGUGGAAUUCCACGCCUAGUUCCAUCAACAACGAUUGCGUCUCUAAUCAGGAAGAACCUCAGCCUCGCCACCUGAAUCUGGUUUCUGUGGAUCCCCACGAUGUCAGACAACGUUUGGACUUGGAGGCAGGGCAAGGUAUGUCGCACGAUAAUAAUAUGGCAGACUCCUCGCCUCCUCAGCAGCGUUAUUCUUGUCAUGACUCCUACCAACAAUCAGUGAAUCAUAUUCACGGUGAAAUGGAGUUGUCCGGCUUGGACUGGCUCGAGAACCAGUUGUAUAUUGGUUGCGAGGAUGGAGGCAUUGUCACCUGGGACAUUAAUGUGCGUGCUCGCCGUAGUAUCGGCAGCUUCUCUUAUGUUUGA